AUGGCACAGGAACGCUGCGCCUUUCAGGAGGAGGAGGAGUCCAUCGUCUCAAGCACGGAGACGAUGGACGAAAUGCCGCAACAGGCCAGAUUGUUGGCGGUCGAAGGUGCGUAUUAA
Messenger RNA from Dibothriocephalus latus, 117 nucleotides. NCBI's taxonomy places the organism in Eukaryota, Metazoa, Platyhelminthes, Cestoda, Diphyllobothriidea, Diphyllobothriidae. The record is from the annotation of a GenBank genome assembly.